Molecule: messenger RNA, 191 nt
Organism: Acaulospora morrowiae
Lineage: Eukaryota; Fungi; Glomeromycota; Glomeromycetes; Diversisporales; Acaulosporaceae
Source: the annotation of a GenBank genome assembly
AUGUCAACUAGUCAAAAUACCAAAUCAAUCCAAGACACUGCAACCACAUCUUUUACAUCAACUUCCAAUGCCUUUGAGGCCGACGAACUGAAAAGAUAUCGCAAGUACUGGUGGAAAACUGGAAAAUUGCACUCGAAGGCCAAGUGGGAAGAAGCAAUAUUCCAAUACGCUGGGCAGCAAGGUUCACUUAG